This is a messenger RNA of Naumovozyma castellii, 1164 nucleotides long. RefSeq names its product methionine adenosyltransferase SAM2 (gene SAM2). The transcript has a single exon. The record is from RefSeq and is a predicted model, not a curated record. Bases 1 to 1164 code for a protein of 387 amino acids. NCBI's taxonomy places the organism in Eukaryota, Fungi, Ascomycota, Saccharomycetes, Saccharomycetales, Saccharomycetaceae.
AUGUACCCAAGAAGCAGUAACAAAAGAUUUUUAUUCACCUCAGAAUCCGUAGGUGAGGGCCAUCCAGAUAAAAUUUGUGAUCAAGUCUCCGAUGCUAUUCUCGAUGCCUGUCUAGCGGAAGACCCACUAUCCAAAGUAGCUUGUGAAACUGCCGCCAAAACUGGGAUGAUUAUGGUCUUUGGUGAAAUUACCACUAAGGCUGAGUUGGACUAUCAACAGAUUGUCAGAGACACUAUCAAGAAGAUUGGUUAUGACUCCUCCGCUAAAGGGUUCGAUUAUAAGACUUGUAACGUGUUGGUUGCUAUUGAAAAGCAAUCUCCUGAUAUUGCUCAAGGUUUGCAUUAUGAGAAGGCUAUUGAAGACUUGGGUGCAGGGGACCAGGGGAUUAUGUUUGGUUAUGCUACUGAUGAAACACCAGAGGGAUUACCAUUAACUAUCCUUUUAGCUCACAAAUUGAAUAUGGCCAUGGCUGAUGCCAGAAGAGAUGGGUCAUUGGAAUGGAUGAGACCAGACACUAAGACUCAAGUGACUGUCGAAUAUGAAGAUGAUCACGGAAGAUGGGUGCCAUUGAGAAUAGAUACAGUCGUGGUCUCCGCUCAACAUGCUGAGGAAAUUAGUACUGAAGACUUAAGGUCCCAAAUCAAGACUGAAAUUAUUGAUAAAGUCAUCCCAGCUGAUAUGAUGGAUGAAAACACUAAAUUCUAUAUUCAACCUUCAGGAAGAUUCGUCAUUGGGGGACCUCAAGGUGAUGCCGGUUUAACUGGGAGAAAGAUUAUUGUGGAUGCCUAUGGUGGUGCUUCCUCCGUUGGGGGUGGUGCUUUCUCUGGUAAGGAUUAUUCCAAAGUGGAUCGUUCAGCUGCUUAUGCUGCAAGAUGGGUGGCCAAGUCAUUGGUAGCUGCUGGUUUAUGUAAAAGAGUUCAAGUGCAAUUCUCAUAUGCUAUUGGUAUUGCUGAACCAUUAUCCUUGCAUGUAGAUACUUACGGAACUUCAGCCAAGUCGGAUGAAGAAAUUAUUGCCAUUAUUAAGAAGAAUUUUGAUUUAAGACCAGGUGUCUUAGUCAGGGAAUUAGAUUUGGCAAGACCAAUUUAUUUCCCAACUGCUUCAUAUGGUCAUUUUACCAACCAAGACUAUCCAUGGGAGAAACCAAAAACUUUGAUUCUUUGA